UUCUGCGCCGACUCCAUCUUCCCCGCGCUCGAUUACAAUGCCGACCCGCCUGUGCAGAACAUCUCCAUCAGAGACGUGCACGGGAACGUCUGGGAGUUCCGGCACAUUUACCGGGGAACCCCUCGCAGGCAUCUCUUGACAACAGGAUGGAGCAAGUUUGUCAACAGUAAGAAGCUCAUCGCUGGGGAUUCGGUGGUUUUUAUAAAUAAUGGCGAGGGGAAGCUCUUUGUUGGGAUUCGGCGGAUCGGGAGGUCCUGCGGGAAGCCGGAGUUCCUGAAGCUGGACGAGAAGAUGAGUAGUGUGGUGAAUAAAGACGGGUUUUCGAGGAAUGUGAAGGGUAGGGUUCCGGCUGAUUCGAUACUGGAGGCGAUUAGGUUGAUGGAGAUGGGGCGCGAGUUUGAGGUGAUGUAUUAUCCGAGGGUGGGGUCGCCGGAGUUUGUGGUGGAGCAGGAGGUGGUUGAUAAGUCUCUUAGUUUGUGUUGGAGUGAGGGGAUGAGGAUUAAGAUGUCGGUGGAGACUGAGGAUUCGUCGAGGAUGACUUGGUUUCAGGGGAAGGUCACGCGCAACAAUGUCAGGGAUUCGGGGCUGUGGUCGUAUUCUCCUUGGAGAAUGCUGCAGGUGACCUGGGAUGAGCCUGAGGUUCUACCGAAUGUAACAGCUGUCAGUCCUUGGCAAGUGGAGUUGGUGCCUACCUCUCACCAUAUGCAUGCACCAUUUCCUCCCAUGAAGAAGCUUAGGGCACAAGGUCUCGAGUUAUCUAGUGAUGGGCAUGGAAGCAUCGUUGUUCCUCAGUCACUCACAGAUAGUAUGAAAAUGGGGAAUCUAACCCCAUUCCCCACAUUUCCUGCUGGCAUGCAGGGAGCCAGGCAUGAAUUCUGUGUACCAAGUUUGUCCGACUUCUUACACAGGAACACCAAUCAGAUGUUCUCUGAUAAUUUCUAUGGCAUUAAGGUGCCAGAAGAGCUGAAUAGGACACAAAGAGAAGCAUCAUCGCCUCCUAGCCAAGAAAGCAUCCAUAAUCAUGAUCAGGAUCUUCUAGGAGUUGCAGCUUGUACUCAAACUAGAAAAGUUGGCAAAGGAUCAAUUCAGCUGUUUGGGAAGAUAAUUCAUACGAAUGACCCUGAUGAUAACAGUGUUGAUGGAGAGUAUGCUGCCAAUGAAGGUGUUCGGUCACUUGAGUUUUUCACUAUCUUUCCAACACAACCUGUUGUUUGAUGGUGUUGAUGUUCAGCGUCAAAGAAUUUCAGCUGCAGAAGCCAUGAUUCUUAUGAUGAAGUGGAGUAACUUUCCAGCAGGCAACUUGUACAGGUAGGUAGGUAGAUGUCUUAGAUAAAGAUGACAUGAAGCUCAACUUGAAGCUGUAGGAUCUUGGCCUCAGUCUCAACUUGAAGCUGUAGGAACUUGAUGUCACUUUUCAACUGCUAAUACUGACCAAGUUUCAGACUAGUGCUAUUUAGUCUAGACUUUUUAAGUGUUAAAGUGUAUGGCAUCUUAGCUGUUGCCAUUUGUAAUGAAGCAAUUGUUGACAGUUUAAUCAUUCGUACUCUGGCUCGAUCGUUAUUUGGUUUAA
This is a messenger RNA of Asparagus officinalis (garden asparagus), 1570 nucleotides long. Its product is annotated as auxin response factor 17-like. Gene Ontology annotation, molecular function: DNA binding. Gene Ontology annotation, biological process: response to hormone; regulation of DNA-templated transcription. The record is from RefSeq and is a predicted model, not a curated record. The annotation marks the transcript as partial. The transcript is spliced from 3 exons. Gene Ontology annotation, cellular component: nucleus. NCBI's taxonomy places the organism in Eukaryota, Viridiplantae, Streptophyta, Magnoliopsida, Asparagales, Asparagaceae.